GCGCGCAGCCGAUCGAGGCGGACCGGCGGAUCAUGUGGAGUCCACGCGCCGCGAGCAGCUCAGAGCGAGCAGAGAGAGAGCUCGGACCGAGGAGGACGUGAGAGAGAGCAGCUGACCUCUUUUUUACUGCAGACAGCGCGAGCUUUCAGCCAGGAAGGCGCGGAACUAACGGCAGAAGAACCGCCGCUCUAAGAGCAGGUCACCGUUCGGUUCGAUCCGGAGCAGUAGUAUCAGCCGAGUGAGGAGUCGUUCGUCUCGGGAGUUCAAAGUGGAGUUUAUGAACUGAAGACAGCAGCCGUCACCAUGAGAGCUCAAAUCGAGGUGAUUCCCUGUAAGAUCUGCGGGGACAAGUCGUCAGGGAUCCACUACGGGGUCAUCACCUGCGAAGGCUGCAAGGGGUUCUUCCGACGCAGUCAGCAGAACAACGCCAUGUACUCCUGCUCCCGCCAGAGGAGCUGCCUCAUCGACCGGACCAACCGCAACCGCUGCCAGCACUGCCGUCUGCAGAAGUGUCUCUCUCUGGGCAUGAGCCGUGACGCGGUGAAGUUCGGCCGGAUGUCCAAGAAGCAGCGGGACAGCCUUUACGCCGAGGUGCAGAGGCACCAGCAGUCCCAGGAGUUUGCGGGGGCGGAGUUUGCGGGGGCGGAGUUUGCGGGGGCGGAGCCCUGCGAGGACAGCGGCGAGCUGGGCGCCCACGGCCGCGCCUACAGCCGGGGCUCCAGCGCGGCCUUCAGCGACCACCACGACAUGGGGGCCCUGGCGGAGGGGCUGCUGUUCGACCUGCCGCUGACCCCCGACUACUGCGCCCUGGACGUGACGUUCGGCGGCGGCGGCGGCGGCGGCGGCGGCGGUGGCAGCGCCGGAAGCAGCUCCUCCUCCCAGAGCUCCCCGGAGCAGGACGGCGGCCCGGACCUCGUGGACGUCAACAACCACAUCAAGCACGAGUACCAGCUGCUGCAGGACUCCGGCCUCUUCUCCCGCGCCAUCGCCAUCCCGCCGCCCGACGGCUGCUCCGGCCUCGAGCUAGAGUGCAUCACCCAGAGUGUGGUGAAGUCCCACAUCGAGACCAGCCAGUACAGCACAGAGGAGCUGAAGAGGUUGGCGUGGACCAUGUACAGCCAAGAGGAGACGCGCUCCUAUCAAACAAAGUCCGCUGAGGGGAUGUGGCAGCACUGUGCGGUCCACCUCACCAACGCCAUCCAAUACGUGGUGGAGUUCGCCAAGCGGAUCGCCGGCUUCAUGGACCUCUGUCAGAACGACCAGAUCAUCCUCCUCAAAGCAGGCUGUUUGGAUGUUCUUCUGAUCCGUUUGUGUCGAGCCUACAACCCCAUCAACAACACGCUGCUCUUCGACGGCAAGUUUGCCUGUGCGCAGCUCUUCAAAGCGCUCGGCUGUGACGACCUUGUGAGUGCCGUGUUUGACCUUGCUAAAAGUCUGAGCCGCCUGCAGCUCAGCGAGGAGGAGAUGGCGCUGUUCAGCGCGGCCGUGUUGCUGUCGCCAGAUCGCCCCUGGCUGACGGACACGCUUCACAUCCAGAGGCUGCAGGAGAAGGUGUACGUGGCGCUGCAGCGCUGCCUGCAGAGGGAGGCCUCGGCAGAGGAGAAGCUGGCCAAGAUGGUGUCUAAGCUUCCCGUCAUGAAGUCCAUCUGCCAUCUCCACAUCGACAAGCUGGAGUUCUUUCGCCUGGUCCACCCGGAGACGGCCCACGCCUUCCCCCCGCUGUACAGAGAGGUGUUCGGCAGUGACCUCUUCCCCGACUCCACGCAGGGCUAGCCCCCCAUCCAGACACAGAGAGGGAGCAACUGCAGAUUAUAAAACAUAGGGUGAGAGAGAGAGAGAGAGAGAGAGAGAGAAUAUAUACUUAUGUGGCAAGUUGCAAAGGCAAAAUCCACCAGCAGCUCAGUGACAAUCCUGCACGCUACACUUUAGCCCUCCUCUCGCCUCCCCACUCCUGCCCUUAAAGAAGUGUCUCACACGGCCCUAUGCCAGAGUGACUUCACCUUUAUCUGAGGUUCUCUUGGUGGACGCCGGAGAUCGUCUUUGUACGUGGAGGUAAACAUCAUUGAUGUGAUGAUAAUGUACCCAUCUUAGUUUAUGCCCUGACAUUUUUUUUUUCAAGAAGGUGUUGAUAAACCUCGAGAACUUGUUCUUAAAUCUUUCCGGGCCCUGGCUGUUAUUUUAAGCUGUUAACGAAUGUACCCCAGCUCCCCCUUUCCCAUCACAGGCCUAUGGCUUGAUACAGAAUGUACAGGUGCAAUGCCGGCUUCAAUCCUCAUAGUAGCAGGGCAUUUUUUUCAUGACCUAUUUUGACAGUGUCCUAAUUUUGCCGUUUGGUCUCCAACGAUCAGACUAAAGUCUAAAGGGACCACGAUCUAACUCACAAACAAGCAGGAUUCUGCAACUGCGCAAAACUGUGCAAAUGAAUGGUUGAACCUUGCACAGCAGAGAUAUAGCACUUACGCUAAAACAUAUUGGUAUUUUUUACCAGCACACUGAUACAGACACUGAUAUUUUUAUUUCACAAUAUAAAUAUUUUUGUGAACUCUUUAUUUUUUCAACGUAAUGAGUGACCUCAGUCCUUAUCCCCUCUCCCUUUUGCAUAAUGCCACUUAGAAUGGAAAUAAUGAUAGUAUGGAAGUAUAAUGAAAGUAUUUGCAAAUGCUCCUUUCAUACUUACAAAUAUAGAAAUGUAAGAUUAGAGUAGUUUCAAUUCAAAUUCAAAGUGAGAGUGAGAGAAAUUUCGAGGAAAGGAUUUUUAUGUAUUGCUUGUUCUCAGGUCUUAAACAGAUACUGUCUGACCAUAUAUGGGGGUUUGGGAAUGACUUGAUCAAACUAGCUGAAUAAUAAGCAAUUAAGAGUCCUUGAAUUAAUCCAAAAUUAACUCUUGGCCCCAAAUUGCUGGAUUUAAACUCCAACAAUGACUCUGACCGCCCCUGUAGAAUGAAGUCCUUCGACAGAUGUUCAUGCUCAUGGCUGGUCCUUCCGCCACGCCUUCUACAUGGAGUCGAUCCAAGAGGCUUUGGGAAGAUUGUAAAACAAGCCAGGACUCACUCGGAUGAAAGUGUGGAACGAUGUCCCCUGUAACACGGCUGUAAAACAAUUACCCCGGAGUGGACUGGACAAUGGGAGGUUCCUGAAACUCCUACGACAGUCAUAUAACUGAGUCUGACCGCCACAGCCUCGUUUCUCACUGCUUUUGGGCUUCGGCGGAGAAUGUGUUUUUGAUCAGCUAUUCAUUAGGUCUGUAACCCAACUCCCUAACUACCUCACCCUCCGCACAGAGCAUGUGGCACAGUAAAGGGUUUCUAGAGUCCACAGCUACCCCCCCCCCUCCAACUAUCUUGUUUGAUUUAUAUCUUAAUGGUUCUCCAAAUGUGAAGGAUUGCGAUUUCAAAAAUUCAGAACACUAUAGAUUUCUCCUCAGUGGCUUAACUUAACUAACACAAAUUCCUCGUAAAAACGAAGAGGACAUAUUUCGCUCUAUUAAAAGAUAACGGCCAGUGAUCGCUUGGCCAUGGCUUUGGCAAGCUUCUGUUGAUAGUUCUUUCUGCUGAGAAACCAUUUUUGUAUUACUUUCUAUCGCAAAAAGAUGCAUGUCCCGUUGAUUUAUACAUUGUAAUCAGGUUUCUCACUGCACUGCUGGAACAGUGCUGUCCUUCUCCAUCUGUAGCUCACAGGACCAUAGAAACGUUUCUCUGGGUGCUUCAGACAGUGGCACGGUGGGAUUGUGCAAUAACGUCUUGCCCGUUGACUUUGGUCGAGGUGGGGCCCUUCGAUCCAGAGGGGCCCCUUCGGUUCAGAGGGACCCGUCGGUUAAGGGGGGCCCCCCCCUGGCCCCGUUCCACAUUAGAUUCCACAAGCAAUCCAACAGAGACAGAGGUUAGCGUAGCGUGGUGUCCAGGUACCUUCAGCAGGAUCAGGCGUCAACGGGAGGAGGCCACGGUUAAGAUUCAUACCAAUAACAAAUAGCCUCCUAAUGCAAAGGUAUCAAUGCUAUGGGCAUUUCAAAAGACAAAUGUAAUUCUUUAGACCUCAUGUGAAACUCACCGAUGAUAAUAAACGGGCCCCACAGUGCUCGUACCAGCAGCGUAGCAGCAUCUUUAGGGCUGGAGUUUCUGCUAAAACGACUCAGGGAGAAGGCUGGCCUCUAGGCUGGACAGUGUCUUUAUUCUCUAGGUCUAGCGGGACACCUUGCACCAAGGUAACACCUUCACACUGUCCUCACUGUGCACAGUACAUUGUUGUUUGGGAUGUCUGAUCAGAGGAGAAACAAAGCAUGUAUCUCUGUGUCUAAUGUCAUACGUUUCCUGGGCUGCUGAGUUCAAGUCAUGAAACAUGCUGGGAAGUAAAGUGGAUUUGAAUCUCUAAAUCCUGUUUUGGUUUUGUUGUGAUCUUUUGUCUAUUUGCUACCCUCAUAAAAAAAGUUUUUUUCAUCAGUGUAGUAGCUCUUAGUCUUGGAAAGAUGUUAUUCUAUUUUUGUUAAAGAUCAUUUUUCAGAUAUGUCUCCUUGAACGGUUUCCCUAUUUGUCACAAUCCUUCUGUACGUCAUUUUCACACACUUUUAAAAUUGUUAUUGAAAUCAAUGUAGGUUUUGAUAAGAUCAUUUUAUGAUGUCAUGGAUCUAAACCUAAGAGGUAAUUGAUACUGAAAGUUUUAUUGUUGUACAGUGGGGAUUAAAUAUGUCAUUCAAAUAAUGUAAUAAAGGUAUUUUACAAUAAA
Messenger RNA from Gadus macrocephalus (Pacific cod), 4719 nucleotides. It is a transcript of the gene rorca, whose product is annotated as RAR-related orphan receptor C a. Gene Ontology annotation, biological process: regulation of transcription by RNA polymerase II. Gene Ontology annotation, cellular component: nucleus. The transcript is spliced from 10 exons. The record is from RefSeq and is a predicted model, not a curated record. Lineage: Eukaryota; Metazoa; Chordata; Actinopteri; Gadiformes; Gadidae. Gene Ontology annotation, molecular function: nuclear receptor activity; RNA polymerase II cis-regulatory region sequence-specific DNA binding; zinc ion binding. Bases 304 to 1773 code for a protein of 489 amino acids.